Molecule: messenger RNA, 1293 nt
Organism: Phyllotreta striolata
Lineage: Eukaryota; Metazoa; Arthropoda; Insecta; Coleoptera; Chrysomelidae
Source: the annotation of a GenBank genome assembly
CAAUUUCGUUUGCGCAUAUUAUUCGAAAUUUUUUCCGUUUUUCGUAUUUUUUACAAAAUACAGUUUAAAUAAGUUCCCUUUGGACUCGUGCAUUGUUUUAUGUUUUAUCAACGACGUAAGCUAUCAAUUGAAAUGUCGAGUUACUUUCGUGAAACAUCACGGUGAAACAUGAAGCUUGUGAUUGCUUUAGUCUGUUUUCUAACGAUAUCGCGCGCGUUUUCGAACCAAACUGAAAUCGAAGCCGAAGAAUCAUCUCCAGAAGCAGAAACUAAAACAGAAACUGAAUCUGAAAGCGCACGGGAAAUACACCCGGAUGAAGAUACGACCGCCCUUCCAAUCGAAACUACAAAAUUUAUGAAAGAACUUAAGCUGGAAGCCGAGAAGUUUCAUGAAAAUUUGGCCGGUCCCUUAUUCGAAAGAGACAUCGAAUCCUUAACGUCCGCCUGCAACAAGGGCAAUAGAGGUAAAUACGAACCGAGCAAAAUCAUGGUGUCCUUAAGAAAAGGGGACGGUCUCAAUGGUUACCGACACAUAUGCUCUGGAGUUUUACUCAACGAAAAUUUCGUACUGACCGCUGGAAAUUGCGUAAGAAACGUCCAAGAACGCCCUGAUGUUGCUGUGGAAAUGUGGCGAAUAGAGGAAUUCAUGGACCAGAAGCAAAGCGAAUACCAAUACUACACGGGCGCAGUCAACCAUAUUACCGGCUACAGAUUGUCCGAGAACGAAGGGGCGUUGUUGAGACUGGCCGAGCCGGUCCUCGAAGGGCCGAACGUGACCUACGCCAUCCUGCCCAAGUCGGGAGUGUCGGGCAUCUUCCAUCGCUUCUGCCCCGCCGUAACCACCAUGGGCUGGGGCAUCAGGAGCAAGCGGUCGCAGUACGUGCAGUGCUUGGAGGUGGUGAAAUUGCCGGACGAGGAAUGCGAGGAGGCUUACCGAUCGCUGAUCGACGAAGGCAGGUGCACCUACGACAGCGACGUGUCGUUUUGCACGGUGGCUUCCAAGGAAGCCCACCCGGACGUCGGGAGCCCUCUGACCUGUAAUGCUGCUAUGGUGUUCGGAAUGGUGUCUCUGGUGGUGAACGAUUCGUUUCCGUUGAUGAACUACAGGGUGGACAAGGAGCUGCGGUUUAUAAACAAAUUGAUCGGUCACCGGAAGGUUACGCACUUGAAAUUGGGCAAAUCUGGUGGCGGUAAAUCCUCUUUUGCUGCUUACCUAUUUCUAUUGAUUUUGCUUGUUACUAAAUUUGUCAAUUGAUAUUUGGAAAUAAUUUGUUUUGUGAAAAAUAAAUUCUGA